Molecule: messenger RNA, 2706 nt
Organism: Penicillium cinerascens
Lineage: Eukaryota; Fungi; Ascomycota; Eurotiomycetes; Eurotiales; Aspergillaceae
Product: protein kinase family protein
Exons: 1
Coding region: 1-2706 (901 amino acids)
Biological process (GO): protein phosphorylation
Molecular function (GO): protein kinase activity; ATP binding
Source: RefSeq, a predicted model, not a curated record
AUGGCCAUCUCCGUUGCCCACAGCUCCUGUAGCCCGACGCGGCUGGGUCUACCUUCUGAGGAAAAGGGGCAAAAGCAGAGCAUGUGGCAUCGAUUGGGGCUCCGACGAUGGCUGGGCCGCGACGAUCGAGACUUGGGACGAGAUGAACUCUUCCCCCACGAUAACAACGAGCGCCAACACCACCGUGCGUCUUCCACCGACAGCUCACGACCCAAGCACGACAAUCUGACCCGCCGUCUCUCGCGCCGAGUCGGCGUCGGUCUUCCUCGCUCUAAUACCUUCAAACGCCGAAAUUCCGAGUCUCGCGAUCGCCAGGCACCCCUGGAGCCACAGCACCGCCGUGCCCUCUCCGUCGACCGCCGCCCGUUGAGUGCCGGAAGAACCAGGUCUCCACCGCCAAACGCUGACCCACGACUCUCCGCACCGGAGGUUCAGUGGCUCGGCCCGCCCGCUACCACGGUCGACGAAGUCCCCCAAAACAUCGCAAACGAGAAUGCGCACGAUCUCCACGCCUGGGAUCCCAGCCCCGACGUGACAACGGACGCCCCUGAAAAAGAUCCCCCGGCGCCGGCGCCGGCUAUUGACACGCUUGAAAUGGAGCUGGAACGGCGAUGGAUUCUAAAUUUGAGCAUGCACUUCCGUGAUCGGUCAGAGCGAGAGAAAUUCUUUGUUACAUAUGCGGAGACCCCGACUCGAUGGCGGCGUGUGACAAUUUCGUGUGAUUACCGUGACGCACCGCCCGAUUCGCUCGAGCAAGACCUGAAGGAGCUGCGAUACCAGCGCGACAAAUGCGCCCGUAUUUACGAGUCAAUCCGUGAAUCACUCCCCGAGAUCCAGUUCUACGAUACCGUGACGAAUCUAAAAGUCGAAACACGCGAUGGCCGCCUCCACGUCCAUGUUACAGAGGAUGUGAACGAGACGAUUCCCUAUCCUCCCAUCUCGAGCAUCGGACACCUUCGAGGCGCCCGAUGUGUCCCAGAGCAGUUCCUGCAUUUUGAGUCCCAUUUGUCAGGAUUUGUUUACAAAGUUCGACUGGGUGGAAAAGCCUAUAUCAAGAAGGAAAUCCCGGGUCCCGAUACUGUGGACGAGUUUCUCUAUGAGAUUAAUGCCCUCCAUGCUCUCAAUGGCUCGCCCAACGUGAUCAGUGUGGAAGGCAUUGUGGUCGAUGAGCAUCAGGAAAAGGUCAAGGGAUUGUUGAUCAGCUACGCCGAGCAGGGUGCGCUGGUCGAUAUUCUGUACGAGCAGCGCGGUGAAAUCUCCUUUACAAGACGAGAGGUAUGGGCGAAACAGAUAGUCCAGGGAUUGUGCGAGAUCCACGAGUCGGGCUAUGUCCAAGGAGAUUUUACACUAUCGAACAUCGUGGUUGACAGAGACGAUAAUGCCUCGAUCAUCGACAUCAAUCGCAGAGGCUGCCCUGUUGGCUGGGAGCCACCAGAGAUUGCCGCCAAGAUCGAAAGCAAUCAACGCAUCUCCAUGUACAUUGGAGUCAAGACGGACCUAUACCAGCUCGGGAUGACCCUGUGGGCUUUGGCCAUGGAGGAGGAUGAACCAGAAAGACAACCCCGUCCUUUGCUUCUCGGUGAUGUGGAUGUGCCUGAUUACUAUCGACGACUGGUUGAUAUCUGCCUCAGCCCGACUCCGCGACACCGGCUGUCUGCGAAAGAGCUCCUCUCGUUCUUCCCUCCGGAUCUUCUUUCGAGACCAACAUACCCAGUAAACAGGAUCCGAGAACUACCUCACAGCAACCUGCCGCCUCUCACUACAAAAAGCAACGGUGUCGUCCCCUCAUUGGUGAGAGACACAUCCAAGCACAUUACUCCCAAGGACUCCUUCAAGGAGUACGCACACACGCACCGCGAUGCUUCACCACAGCCUAUCUUCGACGGCCACGAUCAAGCGAAACGAUCGACUCCGACACUUGCAGGGUCCAAUGCAGGAGCCAGAUUUCCUUCUGGGCAUUCUUCAGCAUCCACCUUGAACCACCAUGAACCUCAUACUAUCACUGGAUCUUGGGACUCCACUCCUCCGGACAACCACACACCUGAGGUCCCCGUGGACAACGAAGUGCAGAACGCUGUGCCGUCUGCAUUGGCGCAUUCCAUGAGUAAUUGUCCCAUUGCUUACGUGCCGAAGCAACCGGCGGUCUUGGAAGAAUCUACCGUUCUCGAUAAGUGCGAAGUUGAAAAUACGCCGCACUCUACCAGACACGAUGCACCAACCGCGGUUGCUACUAUACAAUCCUCCAUCGACUCUUCCAACCUACCUGGGCCCAGUGAACCAUCUCUGAGAACCCUUGCUGUGGAUAAAAAGAGACCUGAACCCAGUCGAGGGACCCCCUUGUCUGAGCUACAGUCAACCAGGCCCUCCCAGUCGUCACCAUCCCUCCUUCUCUCAAUCCUUCCAAUCAACCCCGCUUUCAGCAUCUCUCGACCCAGUUCUUCCAAUGCUGCGAAGGACGCCAAUAUAUCUUCAGAGCGUCCAAAAUCCAACCACUCCAGACUCACCACCUUCCUUUCCGAAUCACUUUUACCAAUCAACCCUGCUUUUAUCUCUCGGUCCAGACCCAUCCCCAUGGAUGCGACGAAGAAUACCAACUUAUCUUCUGACCGAACCAAGUCCAGCCACAACAGACUCACGGUUUUCCUCGCCGAGUCUCUUUUACCCAUCAACCCGGCCUUCGGCGAAAGAUUCUCUCGCCGUUCCUAA